GUCUCCAGGAAGAGAAGAGUUAAACCUGACGGACCGGCCCACUGCACAGAUCAGCCCUGCCCUUUGUACACACCUCUGGCAGGUAAAUAAACCUUAAAGCGGAAGUGCUCUACUGGAGGAAGACGCUGUGACUGUGCCAGGACUCCGGUGUGAGUUCAGCCGUUGUGAAGAUUCGUGGGUUAUAAUAUUAAGAAAUCAUUUUGAAUUGAUGCCUGUUCCAAGACAUUGGAGAUAUUGGAGAUAUUCAAUGAUAUUCGGAUGUAUGGUGUAAAUGGCCUUCAAGAGCCGGAGUGAACUGUAAACCAAAAAUGGCGGGAUCUCUGAAGGUAAACCUUAAACCGGACUCUUUAGAGGGCAAACACAUCGAUCCUGUAGGCUUUCUUGCUUCACGGAAGACUCCAGAAGACAAAAAAAAGGUAAGAAGUGUCGACUUCUAUGAACUGGAUGUUGUAAAAAAUGACUUAGAGGAGCCCAAGACCACCAGCAAUGUGAGGUGUGAAGUUACAGAAGAUAAGGACAGAGAAAAUCUAGAAGACAAGAAGGACGUGGACAGUGCGCAGAGCAAUCAACCUCAAGAAAACAAAGAGUCUUCCAACUACUUUGACCAGACUCAACCAUCAUCACCGAAACUCUGUAGGAUAAAGAGUAGCCCAACAUGUCCGUGCAAGGAGUGUGUAGAAAAUUACUUGAAUCUGAGAGAUACCACUGAAGAACCAAAUGUGGACGAAGAGAAGAAAGACAAGGCAGUGAAUCUGAGAGAUACCACUGAAGAACCAAAUGUGGACGAAGAGAAGAAAGACAAGGCAGGGAAUGUGAGAGAAAACGCUGAAGAACCACUGGUUGAUGAAGAGAAGAAAGAUGAGGCCACACCAGGUGUAGACCGUACUUCAGUAAGAAGCAGAAGGGUCUCAGAUACCUCCAGACACACAGACUCCUCUGAAGAUGAUUUUUUGGGCACCAGGUGUGAAGAUGCCCAGGUGACACUACCCUACCCUGAUAAGAACGAACCACCUGAGUGUAUUGCAAGGCUGAGCAACGCAGGCUUAUACGACCCAAGUGAAGAGCGCCCAGGGAAGACUGGAGACGAGGAUAAGAUUUCACAGGUGGUUAUUAAUACGGCAUUUUUUGUUGAACACCCUGCUCUGGAGGAACAGAAGAACGUCCGGAUGGUUGAGUAUGAUAAGGUGGACGUGGAAAAAGGAGAUCCUGAGAGUGAGCCCCUAAUGCGCCUCGCCCGAAGGUCAGUGGAAAAAGAGCCCGUAUAUCCAGGCUUUUGUCAGUGCCACAAAGCCUGCCUGAAACUUGUUGGCUCGUUUGUCCUCGCCAUGAUUAUUUUCCCAGCCUUCCUUUUGGCGGCGUACGCAUGGCUGCCAUUUGAUGCCCCACUCAUCCCGGAUGUGCCGACCAGACUGGUGUACACUCUGCGAUGUUCGGCCUUUGCCUCAUUCCCCAUCGUACUGGGCGUUAUAAUCCACGGGAUCUCACGUCUCUGCGCCUCUUCCUACGAUCCAUUCAAACCUCGGGAGCGAGAGGUGACCAUCCACAGACGCUUCGUGAAGCAGAGCACCUUCCUCUUCGUCUUGUUCUUCUUCAACCUCUCAGUGCUGGCCACUUACCUGCCCCAGAAACAUCUGAAGUUUAUCCCACUCCUCACCUGUCUCUUCUCCUUGUCCCAGCUGAUUUACUGGCUAUCCUUUGCCGUUGGACGAUCGUUCCGAGGUUUCGGUUACGGCCUGACCUUCCUGCCUUUGCUCAGCAUGCUGAUAUGCAAUCUCUACUAUAUGUUUGUCAUCGAGCCGGAGAAAAUGGUCUUUCUAGGAAGCAGGGUUGUACCCCAGCACUGAUCACAGACCGCUGUAUGUAACGUUAGUAUGGCCUCCUCACCUCCUGAGCCAACGGUAGGUUAGCGUAGUGAGCGAUACAUGGCAUUACAAGCAACCACCGAUCCUUGGAUGAAGCCACUUCUCUACUUUUGCAGAUAUCAUGAUAAUGACCCCCAAUGUCUAUAAUUGUCUCUUUUUGUGACACGGUGGUCUCCUCCCAUCGCCAUGACGUGCAGGGAAGCGACUACCAGUCUAACUGACCACUAUCAGGGCUUGCUGUGCAUGUACGGUGGGCUAUCCUUGAUAGGAACGGUAUACACUCUUCUGUUACGAGCAAAAUGGUGCCCCCUGGUGGGCAAAUGAUUGUGGAAGAAAAUCAUUUUAGAAGCACUGAGCACAGUGUGGUGGAACGUCUGACAGAAGCAGCGCCGCGAUGCGUCAUGAACUGGCGGAUCCUGUAAUCUCCUCGUGUCCCAUCAUGUCUGCUCAUUAGUAUGCGUGACUUGCAGGCUUUGUGAUUUUGGGAAGGGUAUCAUUACGCUAAAGAACAUUGCAGGUUGCGACAACGGUUAACCCUUUGACAGCCCUAUGAACGAAAUGUUGUCUCUGCCAGUCUGUGCUGUGGCUUACCUGAUGCCGGGGCUCCUCUGACUCUCUGCGGAUCGACAGCAUCAACUAGUUAUUAUUUAUUAGAAGCCGCGACUCCAGAUGUGAAUAAAAUGUAUUAAUGAUCA
Molecule: messenger RNA, 2557 nt
Organism: Bufo gargarizans (Asiatic toad)
Lineage: Eukaryota; Metazoa; Chordata; Amphibia; Anura; Bufonidae
Gene: TMEM79
Product: transmembrane protein 79
Exons: 4
Coding region: 309-1844 (511 amino acids)
Biological process (GO): regulated exocytosis
Cellular component (GO): lysosomal membrane; trans-Golgi network membrane
Source: RefSeq, a predicted model, not a curated record